This is a messenger RNA of Nelumbo nucifera (sacred lotus), 1156 nucleotides long. RefSeq names its product sirohydrochlorin ferrochelatase B (gene SIRB). The record is from RefSeq and is a predicted model, not a curated record. NCBI's taxonomy places the organism in Eukaryota, Viridiplantae, Streptophyta, Magnoliopsida, Proteales, Nelumbonaceae. Gene Ontology annotation, molecular function: lyase activity.
UGUUCCGGCUCCGGGUGUCUGUAAGUAACCUAGUCAAGAAAACGAAUCCACCACUUGAUGGAGAAAAGUCUACGUGAAUUUGAGCAGUUAACAAUGCCCCACGGCACAUCCCGACCUUGUAUUGGGAACAUCUCCGAUGAUGUCUUGGGAGAUGUUCUCAAUACAAGGUCUGCGCCUUGAACCCCUUGUCUGACUCCUGCAGUCUGAAGAGUGAAGACGUCGAUGGGCUCAUCGUCGUAUGUUCCUUCUCAGUUGACAGUUAACAAAACUUCAAUUAGGGAAAGUAUUAUAAGCCCUAGAUGGGCUUCGCCCAAAUUCGUAAAAUUACCAAGAAUUUCAGCAAAAAGCAGACCUUUAUCCAAAACUUUCUCUUUGACUGCUGAAAAUAACGGUUUUAGUCUGGAGAAACAUGGUGUAAGCGACAGAGAUGGUGUUAUCAUAGUUGAUCAUGGGUCCCGGCGCCAAGAAUCCAAUCUCAUGCUAAAUGAGUUCGUAAAGAUGUUUAGAGAUAGAACUGGGUAUCCAAUCGUGGAACCUGCUCAUAUGGAGUUGGCAGAACCAUCAAUCAAAGAUGCAUUCAAUUUAUGUGUGCAGCAAGGGGCAAAUCGUGUAAUUGUUAGUCCAUUCUUCCUUUUCCCUGGACGACAUUGGUACCAGGAUAUUCCAUCCUUAACGGCUGAAGCUGCAAAGGAGCACCCGGGCAUCUCAUACAUCAUAACUGCACCUCUUGGCCUGCAUGAGCUAAUGGUGGAUAUCAUGAAUGACAGAAUCAAUCACUGCUUAAGCCAUGUUGCAGGUAAUGCAAAUGAAUGUGAAGCUUGUACUGGAACGGGAAAAUGUCGGAUAUAUGAUUAAGGAAACUUGAAGUAAAGGGAGCUGUGUCAGUGUGGAAAUGGAAAGAGUUAAAAACCUGAGAAAAAACCUAUUGGCAGGUUUUGACUCAGAAAAAAAAUUAUGGCUAUUUAUGGCUUUGUAUUAAAUUGUGUUGUAUGCUUUUUGAGUUUCACAGCCAAGUUUUCUGUUGCAUCUGCAUUAGUUUUGACUUGUUACUUUGUGCAAAGACCAAGGCACACAGGUCAAAGUCUUCCAACAAAACUUCAGUGAAUAAGCAAUUAAGUAGGGUGCGAGCUCCUUAAUUGCUGAAUUGCAUGAUGAA